GCACAGAUCAUGUUUUGCACUUUGAAUACUCAUAAAGUUGAUAUGGACAAGCUCUUAGGUGCACAAAUUGGCCUUGAAGAUUUCAUAUUUGCCCACAUAAAAGGACAACGAAAAGAAGUGGAAGUUCUUAAAACUGAUGAUGUGCUUGGGCUUACCAUUACAGACAAUGGAACUGGCUGCGCGUUUAUAAAGCGAAUCAAAGAAGGUACCCUUAUGGACCAAACCAAAAUUAUCUGCGUGGGUGACCACAUAGAGGCUAUAAAUGGGAAAAACGUGUCGGACUGUCGGCAUUAUGAAGUUGCCAAAAUGCUAAAAGAUCUGGAGAAAGGGCAGCUGUUUAAGCUGGAGUUGAUAGAGCCGAUGAAAGCAUUUGACAAGCUGGAACCAAGGUCCAAAGGCGGAACUCUGCCAGAGGCUAAAAUCUCCAAAGGGAGAGAAACACUUCGGCUGAGAACCAAAGGCCCUGCUACUGUGGAGUCAAUGCCAACUGAAGUUGAAGAAAAAGCAAUUAAAAAAGUGGACGAGCUUCUUGAAACCUACAUGGGGAUAAGAGAUAUUGAAUUAG
Messenger RNA from Mesitornis unicolor (brown roatelo), 565 nucleotides. RefSeq names its product PDZ domain-containing protein GIPC1-like. The record is from RefSeq and is a predicted model, not a curated record. NCBI's taxonomy places the organism in Eukaryota, Metazoa, Chordata, Aves, Mesitornithiformes, Mesitornithidae. Gene Ontology annotation, molecular function: protein binding. The transcript is spliced from 4 exons. The annotation marks the transcript as partial.